Messenger RNA from Sinocyclocheilus grahami, 3126 nucleotides. It is a transcript of the gene tmem82, whose product is annotated as transmembrane protein 82. The transcript has 7 exons. Lineage: Eukaryota; Metazoa; Chordata; Actinopteri; Cypriniformes; Cyprinidae. The coding region runs from base 674 to 1693 and encodes 339 amino acids. The record is from RefSeq and is a predicted model, not a curated record.
UUUAUUUUUAUUUUACUUUAUAGGUGAAGCUGGUGACUGGAAGAAUCACUUCAGUGCAGAAGAGGAUGCUGCAUUUGAGGAACAUGAUCUCAAAAUAAUGGCUGAUUGUCCUAUUCCAAUACGGUUCACAAUAUGAAAGACUGAAAUGGAGUGUGUCUGUUUUCUAGUCCAGAAAACAAAAUUACAAUUUCCUAAAUAAAUGAUAAACUAUUUAAUCCCAUAUGUUUCUAUUUUGCCUCAUAAAGUACAUUGUUGGGCAACAAACUGUAAUAUAAAUGUACUACUCUGGAUGAGUGGUAACUGUUGACUGUUCAAAGCUCUCGAAUGCAGUGUAAAGUUCAAGUCCCAUCAUAAAAUCUCUGGAAAGUAUACAUAAUAUAUUAACGGAAAUGAAAAUAAUCCCCCGCAGAGGGCAGAAAUGUAAUGUUUCUUUAUUUCAUAUUUUUACCAUUUUGAAUCAGGAACAGGCCUCCGAAAUAAUUAUGGAAAUACAUUAAUAUAUUAAAACUUUGUGGCUGUAGAGAAACAAAUCAUACAGUUGUAAAAACUGAUCAAGGAUUAAGUGACCUUUGAGACUGUGCUACCAAACCUCCAACUCUCAUAUCUGCACUUGAUAAAGGUUAUACAUGAGUGAGGAUCGCAAACAACGCAACUGAAAAUAACAAAACAAGGCAUGUUGUCCUUCAUUUCCCGGUUUGUGCCAAGUGUUCCUACUUGGCUAAAACCAAGUGCUAUUCCUUUACAUAGUGUUUUACAAGGGCUUGUGGGUGCUUGUGGAAUUUGGGUUCUUCGUAACCUUUUAAAAACUUACUUGUUUGUUGAGGCACGGAGUAUCGCAGAUCCUGAAACAGACAUUAAACGAAGGAACAGACUAAAUGGUGGAAUAAUAGAGAAAAUUCAGUUCUGGAUCCUAACCGUGCUUCUUUCUGUUGUGGGGUCUCGUGUUGCAUCACUAAUAGUUUUAGAGUUCUCUCUUAGAGCCAUUUCAGCACGGAUCGCAGGAGGAUCAGACUCAAUAAUGGACCCAUUGUUACUGCUGAUUAUCCAGUGCCAGUUCUCCUUGGGCUGCGCACUAACCUGCAGCCUUAAUUUCCUCCAUGAGGGGGCACCACAAGGCUGGCUAAGCCUCCUCCUUGCAGUUGGACUGAGCUGGUUCUUGGCAAGCAGGUGCAGCAGAAUAUGGCGACAUGUAAAUACAAUGUAUCCAAUACACAGUACACAGCGCUAUUGUGGACUUUGCAUUGGACUAUUAACCACUGGCACUUCUAUAUUAGCCUGGCUCUGCAGUGCCUUAAUUAUAACUUUUAGCGUAUCUGGAAUUGCUGCCAUAUCAAACAUAAACCAAAACUUUCUAUCGACCACUGAGGCUCUGAGAUUUUGGACCCCACUCACAAUAUGCUACACUCUGCUGGUUGUGUACAUGAAUGAGGAUCGACAUCAAUCGCCUGGCCAACAGAUUCUCAAUACAGUCGUUGUGCGCCUGGGUGGGCUUUUCGUGUUACUGAUUACAGUGGGCAGCUGGUCAGAUGUACUCCAUGUUCUAAUCUGCUUCAUUGGUGAAGCUGCGUGCCUGUUACCAUCUCAAGACCUUUUGGAAGCCAUAUAUCAGCAUGUCACCUAUGUGCCUAAAGGCCCAUUAAAAAGCCAUGGAAAACAGGAGGAACAAAGGAAAUUGGAAAGGAAACUGGACUAGGCUUGGAUGAAAACAAACUUGACAUAUACAGCCUAUAUAUAUAUAUAUAUGCCUACACACACACUUUCUCUACAAAAUACAUUUAAGUGAAGAGAUGUGCUUUUUAAGUCCUUAAUAUUUAAAGUCCAUUUAGCUUUACUCCCUUAACAUUUACAUUCAUUUACACUCCCUUAACAUUCAAGUACUGCAUGAAAAAUGAAUGCCUUAUGAAUGCCUUCCAUCGUAAUAAAUAUAGCUAUUCGAUACCUUUAUGUAUACGAUGUAUUGCAUUAAUUCCCUCUAUACUUAAAUACAUAUUUAAAAAAAAAAUCAAGAAUAUAAUUAGAGAGAACUUAACGUGAUUAAAUUACAUUUCACUUUAUAUUCAUUUUGAUUAUCUAUGACUUGGAUAUAGGAACAGUAACAAAUAGUUGUAUUUGCUAGGGUCACCCGGGCAUUAUAAUAAAGAUAACUAAUACAUCAAAAACAGUUCAAAAUAGCAAUUACACUCACUAAAUAAUUGCGUGUUGUCUUGUAACAUUUUUGAGCCCAUUAAAGGCAGCCGUGCGCUAAAGUUGUUCAACUGAACUUGAACCCAAAAUAGCUCCACUGGAAACAAAAUGGCCGCGGCGCUGUCAUUUCUUUUGUUGUGCUGGGUUUUUCUGCACUAGGUUAUGCUCAAAAUGGCGUCAUAUUUCAAAGAACAUUCUUUCGAUAACUGGCGCCAAAAAUUAACAACUGAACAUUCACGAACAUCGAGUGUGUGGUCUGUUUGUGGCAUGCAAUCUGCAAGUGUUUAAUUCUCCACGGUCUCCAGGAUGUUUUAAAGCGCUCAAACAUACAAGGACAAAACAUUUCUCUCAAACGCAUUCCACAUUCUGUCGCCUUUUUAUAAAUCCAGUUGUUUCCUCUGUCGAAUAAAUACAUUACAAUAAUUUUUUUAGCAAUUUAGUAAAGCAGUAAAUGUCUUCAUGUCCUUAGAAGUUUGCCACACCGUCUUGUGGUGUUUAGGAGCAAGAAGAAAAAAGAACAUUGUUGUCCCAAGUAUCCAGGGGAGUCAUUUAUUGUAUAACAUGCAACAAUAUUGUUUAGGCCUAAAGUGCGCUUUUGUAUUUCCAACGUGCAACCAAUCCCAAAUCCAAUCCCAAAAGCACUGUCAAAGAAUUACAUUUUAUUAGUUCUAUUCCAUAUAUUAAGGAUUUAGGCAGAUCCAGAAAGUCCAGUGAAUUCCAGUGAAGACUCAAGACUGAAUCUGAAGAUUAUGUGGCUUGCUCAAGAUCCAGCUUGAGAACCAGCUCCACCUCAGUACAAGUUCCAGAAUUUUCUGCCAGUCAGAGGGUUUGUAAUUGCUCUUUGUCAAAACUCUGUGUGGGCGUGUAAAGCGCACGCGCUAUUCAUCCAUUGCGGUCCCUGUUUUGCCGCAUUCUGGCGCAUGCGUGCAUCCAAUCAUACGC